Molecule: messenger RNA, 2203 nt
Organism: Poeciliopsis prolifica (blackstripe livebearer)
Lineage: Eukaryota; Metazoa; Chordata; Actinopteri; Cyprinodontiformes; Poeciliidae
Gene: dapk3
Product: death-associated protein kinase 3
Exons: 9
Coding region: 134-1498 (454 amino acids)
Biological process (GO): intracellular signal transduction; protein phosphorylation; positive regulation of apoptotic process
Cellular component (GO): cytoplasm; nucleus
Molecular function (GO): ATP binding; protein serine/threonine kinase activity
Source: RefSeq, a predicted model, not a curated record
GUUCUCUGUCUUGACGUCAAUAAAUUGAUAAACCGGGACAUCCACUCAGCUAGUUGGAUGAGGAAUACAGUAGUUGUAGCGAACAGUACGGACGCCUGCAGGACUUUCUCCCCUCACCAUUGGCGUCAGCACCAUGGCUGGCUUCAGGCAGGAAGAUGUUGAGCUCUACUACGAGAUGGGAGAGGAGCUGGGCAGUGGACAGUUCGCCAUCGUCCGAAAGUGCAAGGAGAAGAGCACGGGCGUCGAGUACGCAGCCAAGUUCAUCAAGAAGCGGCGCCUGUCGUCCAGCCGGCGCGGUGUGAGCCGCGAGGAGAUUGAGCGCGAGGUCAAUAUCCUGCGGGAGAUCCAGCACAGCAACAUCAUCACUCUGCACGACAUCUUCGAGAACAAGACGGACGUGAUCCUGAUCCUGGAGCUGGUGUCCGGCGGGGAGCUAUUUGACUUCCUGGCUGAGAAGGAGUCUCUGACCGAGGAGGAGGCCACGCAGUUUCUCAAGCAGAUCCUGGACGGCGUGCACUACCUCCACUCCAAACGCAUCGCUCACUUCGACCUGAAGCCUGAGAAUAUUAUGCUGUUGGAUAAGAAUGUUCCCAACCCCAGGAUCAAGCUGAUUGAUUUUGGGAUCGCUCACCAGAUCAAAGCUGGAAAUGAGUUCAAGAACAUCUUUGGGACUCCAGAGUUUGUCGCGCCAGAAAUAGUCAACUACGAGCCUCUCGGCCUGGAGGCAGACAUGUGGAGCAUCGGAGUGAUCACAUACAUUCUACUGAGCGGAGCGUCGCCGUUCCUCGGCGAGACCAAGCAGGAGACUCUGACCAACAUCUCGGCUGUCAACUACGAUUUCGACGAGGAAUAUUUCAGCAACACCAGCGAGCUGGCCAAGGACUUCAUACGCCGCCUGCUGGUCAAAGACCCAAAGAAGAGAAUGACGAUUGAUGACAGUCUGGAGCAUCCCUGGAUUAAGGUUAUCAAGAGGCGAAACGUGCGCCAGGAGGACCGAGAUCACAAAACGGAGCGCCGUCGCCUGAAGACCACCCGGCUGAAGGAGUACACCAUCAAGUCGCAUUCCAGCAUGCCUCCCAACAACACCUAUGUGAACUUUGAGCGAUUCUCCCAGGUGCUGGAGGAGAUCGCUGCCGCGGAGGAGGGCCUGAAGGAGCUGGAGCGCAACCAGCGCUCCUGCCAGGAGGACGUGGCAGCGCUGCUAUCCAUCUACGAGGAGAAGGAGGGCUGGUACAAGGAGGAGAACCAGAGCAUCUCCACCGACCUCAGCCACAUCCGCCAGGAGCUGCAGCGCUCCCAGACGCAGCGCAGAAAGUGCCAGGAGGACGCCCGGCUCACCAUGCAGUCGGCCAACAACCUCAAGCGCAAGUUUGGGCGUCUGGAGAACCGCUACGACGCGCUGGCUGAGCAGGUGGCCUCGGAGGUCCGCUGGGUGGAGGAGCUGCUCAGGUCCAUGUCCGCAGAGAAGGACGCCCUCGAAUCCGGCAGCGUCCCCUGAGCUGAGCCGCCGUCCAGCCAAGACGUUUUCUCUCUACAGCUUCGUCUCGCCCUUCUGCUCUGCUUGUUCUCGGAGGAGAUGAGAGUCAUCUCCAAGCGCUUUGCUGCUGCUGCUGCUGCAUCUGCAUAUCUGGAAAAUCUUCCACCAUUUUCAUCCCACAGGGAAGGACGAGAAUCUAAGAGGCAAAUAUGUUGAAGCCACUUCUGCAGAAGAAGACUCCGUUUUUUUUUUUUUUUUGUUUUUUUUUAUACAUUAAUUUAUGAUUUCUAGAUAUUUUAAUGUACCGUAAUUCGGCUGUUAUUUCAAACCCUGUUGGCGAGGAAGGAGAUGACUCCCAUUCCUUUGAGUAUUUGUAGCCUGGUUUGUCAUUUUAAACACUAGCUAGCUUUCAAUUUAACCCUUUCUGUUCCAGUCGAGCUUCACAAUAUAUGUAAUAUUAUCAGAUUUCUGAGGGAUUCAGAUGUGUUUAUUCAUGCAGUUACAUGCAUGUCUGGACUUAGUGUCGAUGCAAUAAAUUUAAAGCCUCAGCACUCAAUAUAGAGCUUUAGGGUAGCGCUUUAUUUUACAUGUCAUGUAAUUUAAAUUGGAUCACCUGCGAACCAUUGAAACCGUUUUACAGCUCAUUGGUGCCAAAUAAUUUAUUUUAGCAGGAGAAUAACUUGAUGUAGGUUUGAAUUUACAGUAACUACUAAAAUAAAGCAUUAC